AUUCCAUCAAAUCCGCCGCAAACUACUCCGAAAUUUCAAACUCCUGUCGCCGGCCAAAAUGGUAGCAGCUAUUCUCCCUCAGUUCCCACACAUAAAGUUACCGUUCUCGACCGCCAACGUGGCGUGGUCCACGAAUUCCUCGACCAAUAUAUAUUGCAUACAACAGAGGCUCAGAACAUUGCCCUCCCAUUCGCUUGCAGGCAUGGAUGUUGUACGAGCUGUGCUGUUCGUGUACAAUCAGGGCAACUUAGACAACCCGAGGCACUGGGGAUUUCUGCAGAGCUGAAGUCUAAGGGUUAUGCACUUCUUUGUGUGGGACUUCCGUCAUCUGACCUUCAAGUUGAAAUAUAUGGCUGCAUACUAGAUUCAUACCUUUGUUAGGAAUCAACAGUUGAAGACCCUCUCUGGAUACUUACUGACGAUGUCCCAAUUUCUUCUUAUGUUUUUCUGUCUUUUCAACUUCAUGCCCUUAAGCAAUUGAAACUCAAGUUGCUCAGACAUGGAUGCGGAUCUAGA
Nicotiana attenuata is the source of this 516-nucleotide messenger RNA. Its product is annotated as ferredoxin-2-like. The annotation marks the transcript as partial. Gene Ontology annotation, molecular function: iron-sulfur cluster binding. The record is from RefSeq and is a predicted model, not a curated record. Lineage: Eukaryota; Viridiplantae; Streptophyta; Magnoliopsida; Solanales; Solanaceae. The transcript is spliced from 4 exons.